Molecule: messenger RNA, 302 nt
Organism: Scutellospora calospora
Lineage: Eukaryota; Fungi; Glomeromycota; Glomeromycetes; Diversisporales; Gigasporaceae
Source: the annotation of a GenBank genome assembly
GUCAUCUUGCUCAAUGGACAAGUGCAUGUCAAAAGAUAUUUAAUAUUACAAAGCUUGAUCCUGAAAAUAAACAUUACACAGCUAGCAAUUUUUAUUUUUAUGUUUAUAAUAGUGAAGCAAUCUAUAUAGCAAAAAUUAUCGCUGUAUUUAAGAAAUAUAGCACAUCAUAUUGUCGAACUGAAUCUUUGGAUGAAUUAAAUGCCAAUUGUAUACAUGCAAUUUUAUAUGAACAAGAUCUUUUGAAUCUAUAUGAAUUUAAUCCAAAGUUGAAGUUAAAAGUAAAACAACUUCAACUUUCUUAG